Hemicordylus capensis (graceful crag lizard) is the source of this 8329-nucleotide messenger RNA. It is a transcript of the gene FN1, whose product is annotated as fibronectin 1. Gene Ontology annotation, biological process: heart development; nervous system development; cell-substrate junction assembly. NCBI's taxonomy places the organism in Eukaryota, Metazoa, Chordata, Lepidosauria, Squamata, Cordylidae. Gene Ontology annotation, cellular component: extracellular region. The coding region runs from base 128 to 7558 and encodes 2476 amino acids. The transcript has 47 exons. Gene Ontology annotation, molecular function: integrin binding; proteoglycan binding. The record is from RefSeq and is a predicted model, not a curated record.
GUGGGGUCUCCAGCGUUAGGAUCUAUAUAUACUCCCUCUGUGACCCAGCGAGCUGCCCCUUCUCGCAAGCUGUAAGGGUUGCGCACGGCAAGGAGCUCCAAAGGCAGAACGAAGAGCGCUUUCGAAGAUGCCCAGCAGCCCGUCGAGGCGGCUGUUUCUCCCGCUGCUGACGCUUUGCUUGGGAGCAGGGGUCCUUGGCACACUGCCCCAGCGGGAAAAGACCAGAAGGCAAGCCCAGCAGAACAUCGUCCAACCCCAGCUGCCAGCCAGCGCCAGCAAACCGGGCUGCUAUGACAAUGGGCAACACUAUCAGAUAAACCAGCAGUGGGAGCGCAUUUACCUGGGGAAAACAUUGGUCUGUACCUGCUAUGGGGGAAGCAGAGGCUUCAACUGUGAAAGCAAGCCUGAAGCGGAAGAAACCUGCUUUGACAAAUACACUGGAGGGACUUAUAGAGUAGGAGAAACCUACGAGCGACCUAAAGACACCAUGAUCUGGGAUUGUACUUGCAUUGGAGCUGGCCGUGGUAGAAUCAGCUGCACCAUCGCAAAUCGCUGUCAUGAAGGGCGUCAGUCCUACAAGAUCGGUGAUACCUGGCGCAGGCCUCAUGAGACAGGCGGCUACAUGUUAGAAUGUGUGUGUCUUGGCAAUGGGAAGGGUGAAUGGACUUGCAAACCACUCGCUGAGCGCUGCUAUGAUAAUUCUGCUGGGACUUCCUAUGUUGUUGGAGAGAUCUGGGAGAAGCCCUAUCAAGGCUGGAUGAUGGUGGACUGCACUUGCUUAGGAGAAGGCAGUGGACGCAUUACCUGCAGCUCCAGAAACAGGUGCAAUGAUCAGGACACCAAGACUUCCUAUAGAAUUGGAGACACCUGGAGCAAGAAGGACAGUAGAGGAAAUCUGCUUCAGUGCAUCUGCACAGGGAAUGGCAGAGGGGAAUGGAAAUGCGAGAGGCAUACAUCUCUGCAAACUGCAGGAACUGGAUCUACUACCUUCACAGAUGUUCGGACUGCACUCUACCAACCUCAGCCCCAACCCGCUCCCUAUGGGCACUGCGUAACUGACAAUGGCAUGGUGUAUUCCAUGGGGAUGCAGUGGCUCAAGACGCAGGGGAGCCAGCAUAUGCUUUGUACUUGUCUGGGCAAUGGUGUCAGCUGCCAGGAAACCGCUGUGACUCAAACCUAUGGUGGUAACUCCAAUGGGGAACCAUGUGUCUUCCCAUUCACCUAUGGCGGAAGGACUUUCUACUCCUGCACUUCGGAAGGGCGUAACGAUGGGAAUCUGUGGUGCAGCACUAGCUCAAAUUUUGAUCAGGAAAAAAAAUACUCUUUCUGUACAGACCAAAAUGUCUUAGUUCAAACACGUGGUGGUAACUCCAAUGGUGCCCUGUGCUACUUCCCUUUCCUUUACAACAACCAGAAUUUCACUGAUUGUACUUCUGAGGGGCGGAGAGAUAAAAUGAAGUGGUGUGGAACUACCCCGAAUUAUGAUGCCGAUCAGAAGUUUGGAUUCUGUCCCAUGGCAGCUCAUGAGGAAAUCUGCACAACUAAUGAAGGUGUUAUGUACCGGGUUGGAGACCAGUGGGACAAGCAGCAUGACAUGGGCCAUAUGAUGAGAUGCACGUGUGUGGGAAAUGGGCGUGGAGAGUGGACCUGCACGGCUUAUUCUAAGCUUCGAGAUCAGUGUUUAGUUGAUGGGGUCAACUAUGAUGUUAACCAGACCUUCCACAAACGUCAUGAAGAAGGGCACAUGCUAAACUGUACAUGCUUUGGCCGUGGUCGGGGGAGUUGGCAAUGUGAUCCUGCUGACCAGUGCCAAGAUUCAGAAAGCCAAACCUAUUACCAGAUUGGAGAUUCGUGGGAGAAAUAUGUUCAUGGCAUCAGAUAUCAGUGUUAUUGUUAUGGGCGUGGUAUUGGAGAAUGGCACUGCCAGCCUUUGACUGCAUACCAAGGUUCCUCUGGUCCUGUCCAGGUGAUAAUCACAGACAUCCCAAUUCAUCCUGAUUCUCAUCCUGUCCAGUGGGUUGCUCCUGAAUCCUCUCAUAUUUCCAGCUACAUCCUCCGAUGGAAACCUAAAAACUCAAGAGUCAAGUGGAAAGAGGCCACCAUCCCGGGUUAUUUGAAUUCUUACACCAUCUCAGGCCUAAAAUCUGGUGUUCUUUAUGAGGGGCAGCUUAUUAGUGUCCAACAUUAUGGCCAGAGAGAAGUCACUCGUUUUGAAUUUACCACCUCUAGUACUACAGCUGUUUCAACCAGCCGUGUGUCAGGAGAAACCACAGCACUUCCUUCUGUGGUGACUACAUCUGAAUCUGUCACAGAAAUAACUGCCAAUAGUUUUGUGGUCUCCUGGGUUUCUGCUUCGGACACUGUCUCAGGAUUCCGUGUGGAAUAUGAAUUGAGUGAAGAGGGUGAUGAACCCCAGUAUCUGGAUCUACCAAGCACAGCCACUUCAGUUAAUAUCCCCAAUUUGCUUCCGGGUCGCAAGUACAUUGUCAAUGUCUAUCAGAUUUCAGAAGAAGGGGAGCAGGAUCUAAUUCUGUCAACUUCACAGACAACAGCACCUGAUGCCCCUCCUGAACACCUUGUAGAAAAUGUUGAUGACACUUCAAUCCUUGUAAGGUGGAGCAAACCAGUGGCCCCAAUCACAGGUUACAGAAUUGUCUAUACCCCAUCUUUGGAAGGUAGCAGUACAGAACUCAACCUCCCCGAGUCCGCUACUUCCGUGACACUCAGUGACCUGAUGCCUGGUGUUCAGUAUAACAUCACCAUUUAUGCUGUGGAAGAGAACCAGGAGAGCUCUCCCAUCUUCAUUCAGCAAAAGACUACAGGAGAACCACGGGAAGGUGAGAUCCCUUCCCCUACGGAUUUGCAAUUUGUGGAGGUCACCGAUGUCAAAAUCACCAUCAUGUGGAGGGCCCCAGAAAGUGCAGUGACUGGCUAUCGUGUGGAAGUGAUCCCAGUUAACCGUCCUGGUCAGCAUGGACAGAGGUUGCCUUUUACGAGGUCUCCCUUUGCUGAAGUAACAGAGCUUCUCCCUGGAACAACCUAUCUUUUCAAGAUCUAUGCCAUAGGACAGGACAUAGAAAGUGAACCACUGACUGGAGAACAAACAACCAGACUUGAUGGCCCAACCAACCUGCGACUUGUCAAUGAGACGGACUCCACUGUGCUGGUAACAUGGAGGCCACCUCGUGCCCAUAUUACAGGAUACCGACUUACUGUGGGUCUCACAAGAGGAGGACAACCGAAACAGCACAGUGUGGGACCAUCAGCUACCAAGUACCUGCUGAGAAAUCUUCAGCCUGGCUCUGAGUACACUGUGACCUUGGUGGCUAUCAAGGGUAACCAGCAAAGCAACCCAGAAAUGGGAAUAUUCACAACUUUGCAACCCAUGGGCUCAAUUCCUCGUUAUAGCACUGAAGUGACAGAGACAUCUAUUGUUGUUACCUGGACACCUGCACCAAGAAUUGGUUUUAAGCUGGGUGUGCGGCCAAGCCAAGGUGGAGAAGCUCCAAGGGAGGUCAUUUCUGAAUCUGGAAGCAUUGUUAUAUCUGGUCUGACUCCUGGUAUGGAAUACACCUACAGCAUCUCAGUCAUCACAGAUGGUCAAGAGAGAAACACUCCAAUCAUCAAGACAGUAGUUACACCAAUAUCGCCACCAACCAACUUGCAUCUUGAUUCUAACCCUGACACUGGAAUCCUUACUGUCUCUUGGGAAAGGAGCACAACUCCAGAUAUCACUGGAUACAGAAUUACUACUAUCCCUACAAAUGGACAGUUAAGCUCCAGUCUGGAAGAAGUGGUCCACAGGGAGCAGACAUCCUGCAUAUUUGAGCACCUGAGUCCUGGUGUGGAGUACAAUGUCAGUGUUUACACUGUUAAAGAUGAUCAGGAGAGUUUGCCCAUCUUUGAAACAAUAACACAAGAGGUGCCCCAACUCACUGAUUUAAGCUUUGUUGACAUAACUGAUACAAGCAUCGGCCUGAGGUGGACCCCUCUAAAUGCCUCUACCAUUGUUGGCUACCGCAUCACAGUAGUUGCGGGAGGAGAAAGUGUCCCCAUUUUUGAAGAUUUUGUGGACUCUUCAGUAGGAUACUACACGGUCACAGGCCUGGAGCCGGGCAUUGAUUAUGAGAUCAGCGUAAUCACACUCAUUCAUGGCGGAGAGAGUGCCCCUACUACGCUGACUCAGCAAACGGCUGUCCCUCCUCCCACUGAUCUACGUUUCACCAAUGUGGGACCUGACACAAUAAGAGUAACUUGGACUCCACCAGCAUCCAUUGAACUGAGUAGCUUCCUAGUACGUUACUCACCUGUGAAGAAUGAGGAGGAUGUUGCAGAGUUGUCCAUCUCACCUUCUGACAAUGCAGUGGUUUUAACAAAUCUCCUCCCUGGCACUGUGUAUUUGAUCAGAGUCUACAGUGUAUAUGAGCAACGUGAGAGUAAACCUCUGAGUGGAGAGCAGAAAACAGGCCUUGAUUCCCCAACUGGACUUGAGGUUUCGGAAACAACAGCUCAUUCUUUCACUGUCCAUUGGAUUGCCCCUCGUGCCACCAUCACUGGCUACAAAAUACGUCAUUAUCUUGAGCAAGGUGGAAGCAGACCCAAAGAAGUCCGUAUUGCACCAUCUCGCAAUUCCAUCACUCUCACUGACCUGGUUCCAGGGUCAGAAUAUGUGGUUAGCAUUUCUGCAUUCAAUGGCAAAGAGGAGAGCUUGCCUUUGAUUGGACAGCAAAGUACAGUUUCUGAUGUUCCAAGGGAUCUACAUGUCACUGCCACUAGCCCCACCAGCCUGGUCAUCUCCUGGGAUGCUCCUGCAGUUACAGUUAGAUACUACAGGAUAACAUAUGGUGAAACAGGUGGCAGUGGACCUGUUCAAGAAUUCACUGUUCCUGGAAAUGUAGCCACUGCAACGAUCUCUGGGCUUAAGCCUGGAGCCGACUACACCAUCACUGUCUAUGCAGUCACUGGACGUGGAGACAGCCCUGCCAGCAGCAAGCCAGUCACUGUCAACUACAAAAUAGAAAUUGAUACACCAUCUGAGUUGCAAGUAACUGAUGUUCAAGACAGCAGCAUCUCUGUCCGGUGGCAGCCUUCUUCUUCCCCAGUCACUGGUUACAGAGUUACAGCUGCUCCCAAAGAUGGUCAUGGUCCCACCAAAAUCAGAGUUCUCUCUGCAGAUCAGACAGAAGUUACAAUUGAUGAACUACAGCCUACAGUUGAGUACGUAAUUAGUGUCUACGCCCAGGGUCAAAAUGGAGAGAGCCAGCCUCUAGUUCAGACAGCUGUUACAAACAUUGAUCGCCCUAAAGGACUGACAUUCACUGAGGUGGAUGUCGAUUCCAUCAAAAUUGCUUGGGAAAGCCCACAGGGGCAAGUCACCAGGUACAGGGUGACCUACACAACCCCUGAGGAUGGAAUCCGCGAACUAUUCCCUGCUCCAGAUGGUGAAGACGAGACUGCGGAGCUGCAUGGCCUCAGGCCUGGUUCUGAGUACACUGUCCACAUCGUUGCUUUGCACGAUGACAUGGAGAGCCUACCUCUGAUGGGGACCCAGUCCACAGCCAUUCCACCUCCUACAAAUGUGAAGUUUGUUGAGGUCACGCCAACCAGCCUGAAAGUUACCUGGACUCCACCUAAUGUUCAGCUGACUGGAUACCGUGUCAGAGUGAAUCCCAAGGAUAAGACUGGGCCAAUGAAAGAAAUCAACCUUGCUCCAGAUAGUACAUCUGCUACUGUGUCGGGACUAAUGGUGGCAACCAAAUAUGAAGUCAGCAUCUAUGCUUUGAAAGACUCUCUGACCAGCAGACCUGCCCAGGGUGUAAUCAGUACCAUAGAAAGUGUAAGCUCUCCCCGUAGGGCACGUGUAACAGAUGUCACAGAGAGAACCAUCACCGUUGUCUGGCGCACCAAGACUGAGACGAUCACUGGUUUUCAGAUCGAUGCCAUCCCAGCAAAUGGGCAGAAUCCAAUUCAAAGAAUGGCUGGCCCUGAAGCUAGAAGCUAUGUCAUCACUGGCUUGCAACCCGGCACUGACUACAAGAUCCACAUCUACACCCUAAAUGACAAUGCUCGCAGUUCCCCAGCCGUGAUUGAUGCUUCCACCGCCAUUGAUGCGCCUUCCAACCUCCGCGUUCUCACAACUACAAGCAAUUCCCUGUUGCUCACUUGGCAGCCACCCCGUGCCAGGAUCACAGGCUACAUUGUCAGAUAUGAAAAAGUUGGUGGGCCAACCCGAGAGCUAUACCCUCGCCCCCGUUCUGACGCUUCAGAGGCUACACUCACUGAUCUGGAGCCAGGGACAGAAUACAUCAUCUAUGUAAUUGCUGUGAAGAACAAUCAGAAGAGUGAACCAGCGAUUAGAAGGACGAAAACAGAUGAGCUUCCACAUCUGGUAACCCAUCCACACCAUCAACCAGGUAGGCCAGAGAUCCUCGAUGUGCCUUCCGUGGUAGAGCACUCACCUUACGUCACAAAUGUGGAUGACAAUGGAAAUGGUAUACAACUUCCAGGCUCAUCUGGUCAGCAGCCUAUUCUAACCAACCCUGGUCAACAAGUCAUUGUGGAAGAGUAUGGGUCUAGGCCCCACACGCAAGCAACUGCUGCAACUCCAAUAAGGCGCAGACCAGGCGUGGAUGAGGAGCCUGCAGUGGUGGGCCGGCACCCAGUACGAAUUCCAGAAGUGGAUGAACCUUCUUAUCCUCACACCCUUCUGCCCAGAAAUAAUUCCACCAGACCUCAGGAAGCGCUAUCUCAGACAACCAUCUCUUGGAGACCAUUUUUGGAGAGCUCAGAAUACAUUAUUUCAUGUCAGCCUGUUGGCACUGAAGAAGAGACUGCAGAGUUCAGAGUUCCUGGCACAUUCUCCAGUGCUACUCUCACAGGCCUUACUAGAGGUGCCACCUACAACAUCAUAGUGGAGGCAAUUAAAAAUCGGAAAAGGCACAAGGUUUUUGAAGAUAUGGUUACAGUGGGCAAUGCUGUUCCUGGAAGAGUAAACCAACCAACAGAUGACUCGUGUUAUGAUACUUACACUGGUUCUGUUUAUGCUGUUGGGGAGGAAUGGGAGAGGCUCUCUGAAACUGGAUUUAAACUCUGGUGCCAGUGCUUAGGCCUUGGCAGUGGACACUUCAGAUGUGACUCUUCAAAAUGGUGUCAUGACAAUGGUGUGAACUACAAGAUCGGUGAGAAGUGGGACAGGCAGGGAGAGAGCGGACAGAUGAUGAGCUGCACUUGCCUUGGAAAUGGAAAAGGAGAAUUCAAAUGUGAACCUCAUGAGGCAACUUGCUACGAUGAUGGCAAGAUGUACCAUGUAGGAGAGCAGUGGCAGAAAGAAUACCUUGGUGCCAUCUGCUCCUGCACUUGCUAUGGAGGGCAGCAGGGCUGGCGGUGUGACAACUGUCGUAGACCUGGUGUGGCACCCUCCCCUGAUGGCUCUGGCCGUACCUAUUCACAAUAUUCACAGAGACAGCAACAAACAACAAGCACUCAGAAUGUCCAUUGUCCAAUCGAAUGCUUCUACCCUUUACAUCUACAACCAGACACGCAAAACCGAGGAGAUUAACAUCCAGCAAGAUUUAACAUCAGCCAAGAAGUGUCUACUUGCCAAGACCAUCCACUCUAGAAUGUUGCUAGGAAAAAGCAGAUCUGGCUGUGGGUGGCCAGAAUCCCUUUCCCAGCUUUUGCUCAACUCACAGCUUCUCCAAGGGAAGCCACUCUUGGAGCGUCUCAAGACCUAUUUUCACAAAGGAUAGUUGUAUAUUGUCUGGUGUGUGUGUGUGUGUGUGAGAGAGAGCGAGAGCGAGAGCGCAAACGAGCGAAAGCAAGUGUGUUCGGAUGUGUUUUUCCUCAAAGUGUUUCAAUACCAUUCAGUAUUCCUCUCCCCUUCAAAACUUAUACUAAUUGAUAAAUCGCUCCAAAAUGAGAAAGUGUACUUGGAAAUGUACACGAGGCCCAAAAAGGAUGGAGGAGUGAGGCUCCCUUGCUGUAAAAAAUAAAUGAACAAAACUCCAAAGUUCUAUUUUCACCUAAUUGUGCAGCUCUCAAUAGGAACUGAAUACAUGGUGAUAUUUAAAAUAUGCACAGUUCUAAUCUUUCUUAAUGAUCCUAAUUCUCCCUACUCCAGCGGUAUGUUUGGAUCUCGUACUGUUAUUUAUCAACAAUGAUCUUCCUCCCCCUCAGUUCUUUUUCUAUAGGAAAAUAUAUAAGUCACUUAGUAUGCUGUUGACAGAGGAAUUUGGUAUAAUUUUGAUCAGUGAUUAUUUUUUAUACUGUAAGUGCCAAAGCUUUACUACUGUGGGAAGACAACUCUUUUAAUAAAAAGGUUUACAAACCA